Molecule: messenger RNA, 1320 nt
Organism: Gorilla gorilla gorilla (western lowland gorilla)
Lineage: Eukaryota; Metazoa; Chordata; Mammalia; Primates; Hominidae
Gene: CBR1
Product: carbonyl reductase 1
Exons: 3
Coding region: 206-1039 (277 amino acids)
Molecular function (GO): carbonyl reductase (NADPH) activity
Source: RefSeq, a predicted model, not a curated record
GGUUCCGGUGGGGAGGGGUAGGGAUGGUUCAGCCCCGCCCCGCUAGGGCGGGGCCUGCGCCUGCGCGCUCAGCGGCCGGGCGUGUAACCUACGGGUGCGCGCCCACGACCGCCAGUCUCGAGCAGUCUCUGGAACACGCUGCGGGGCUCCAGGGCCUGAGCCAGGUCUGUUCUCCACGCAGGUGUCCCGCGCGCCCCGUUCAGCCAUGUCGUCCGGCAUCCAUGUAGCGCUGGUGACUGGAGGCAACAAGGGCAUCGGCUUGGCCAUCGUGCGCGACCUGUGCCGGCUGUUCUCGGGGGACGUGGUGCUCACGGCGCGGGACGUGACGCGGGGCCAGGCGGCCGUACAGCAGCUGCAGGCGGAGGGCCUGAGCCCGCGCUUCCACCAGCUGGACAUCGACGAUCUGCAGAGCAUCCGCGCCUUGCGCGACUUCCUGCGCAAGGAGUACGGGGGCCUGGACGUGCUAGUCAACAACGCGGGCAUCGCCUUCAAGGUUGCUGAUCCCACACCCUUUCAUAUUCAAGCUGAAGUGACGAUGAAAACAAAUUUCUUUGGUACCCGAGAUGUGUGCACAGAAUUACUCCCUCUAAUAAAACCCCAAGGGAGAGUGGUGAACGUAUCUAGCAUCAUGAGCGUCAGAGCCCUUAAAAGCUGCAGCCCAGAGCUGCAGCAGAAGUUCCGCAGUGAGACCAUCACUGAGGAGGAGCUGGUGGGGCUCAUGAACAAGUUUGUGGAGGAUACAAAGAAGGGAGUGCACCAGAAGGAGGGCUGGCCCAGCAGCGCGUACGGGGUGACGAAGAUUGGCGUCACCGUUCUGUCCAGGAUCCACGCCAGGAAACUGAGUGAGCAGAGGAAAGGGGACAAGAUCCUCCUGAAUGCCUGCUGCCCAGGGUGGGUGAGAACCGACAUGGCGGGACCCAAGGCCACCAAGAGCCCAGAAGAAGGUGCAGAGACCCCUGUGUACUUGGCCCUUUUGCCCCCAGAUGCUGAGGGUCCCCAUGGACAAUUUGUUUCAGAGAAGAGAGUUGAACAGUGGUGAGCUGGGCUCACAGCUCCAUCCAUGGGCCCCAUUUUGUACCGUGUCCUGAGUUGGUCCAAAGGGCAUUUACAAUGUCAUAAAUAUCCUUAUAUAAGAAAAAAAAAUGAUCUCAUCAAUUAGCACUCACUAAUGUACUACUAAUUGAGCAACCUACGCACUCAGUUGACUACCUAAAUCUGUCAGGUCUUUUGUGAUUUCCUCUGAUGCAGGAGAGGAAAAAUUGUAAUUGAUGAAAAUAAUGAAUGAAAAUCAACAGAUGAAUAAAUGGUUCUUUAUAAGUG